AUGCAAUACUUACCUGAGAAAGACUACGAGCUUCCUAGGCUUGAUCUGCUCACUUUGUUAUUUGAGUCCCAGCUAUCCCUUACCACCGAGUCAACAAUCCUCCAUGCCGAAGCGGCGGACCCAACAAACCACAUCACAAAAGCCCAGGCACGCACGAUAACCAAGCGCCUCGCCCACGUAUUCCGGUCUGAAUUUGGUAUUGGUGCAGACGGCCCCGGUAAAGAUGCUGUUAUGUGUAUUUCGGCGAAUCAAGUUCUUUUGCCUGCCGUGUUCUGCGGUAUCAUCGGAGCAGGGGGUGUCUACACAGCGGCAUCGACGGCGCUUACGGCUUCAGAAGUCUCAAAGCAGCUAAGGCAGUCCAGGAGUAAAGUGAUUGUUGCGUGUCCGGAGAAUAGGGCCAAGGCGCGGGACGCUGCGCGGGAAUGUGGUAUACCACCGGAUAGGGUGUUGGUACUAGAGAGUAUGGGGCACCGGCGGCUUUUAUGCCAAGGUAAUUUCGGGAGGAAUUACCUGCAAGCAACGGCAGAGCUGGAUUGGGAGCGGAUUGCGGAUAUUGAUGCGCUGGAAAAUACCACCAUCUGCCUGCUCUAUUCAUCUGGGACAACUGGUCCGCCCAAAGGGGUUAUGUUGUCUCACAUGAAUCUUGUUUCCGAAGCCCUAUUCACUCAGUUGGUGUUGCGGGACUCUAAAGAAGGGAAGCCACAUCUGAACGUUCCCUAUCGAACAGUCGGACACCUCCCCACAGCCCAUAUUGCAGGGUGUCUGGGAUGUUUCAUCACACCCGCGGUUGCCGGAGGGACAGUGUACUGGAUGCCCAGGUUUAAUAUCGAUGAGUUCAUUGACUAUUGUAAGAAGUAUGCAGUGACCUUCUUGUCAACGGCCCCGCCGGUUUACCAUGGAAUUGUGCGGAGUGACCGCGUGACAGAUCAGUUCAAGACCCUUGUCCGGGCCGAGUCAGGUGCAGCGCCCCUGAGCUUAGAGCUUCAAGAGCAAGCGGAAAAGAUGCUGGGAUGCACCAUCAGUCAGCGUUGGGGAAUGACCGAAUCCACUGGAAGCGUGACUACCAUGCCCUGGGGACAAUCCGACAAUACCGGGGGUAUCAGUCCGUUACUACCCAAUAUGAGGUUACGGCUCGUUGAUGAACGGAUGAGAGACGUUAGAAGUGGAGACGAGGGCGAGAUCCUGCUCAAAGGGCCGAUGAUCACGAAAGGUUAUUUCGAAAACCCGGAAGCAACUGCAGAAGCCUUCACAACAGAUGGCUGGUACAAGACUGGAGAUAUCGGAGUCUAUAAAGAUGGAAAAAUAAUCAUGGUUGACCGGAAAAAGGAGCUCAUCAAGUACAAAGGAUUGCAGGUCUCUCCGGUAGAGAUAGAAGGAUUCCUUCUCACACAUCCCGGCGUUGCAGAUGUUGCCGUGGUCGGCGCACGCGAUCCAGAGGCUCCAGGUAACGAGCUACCUCGGGCAUAUGUUGUGAUCAAGGCUGGAAGCAGUGUCUCUGAGGCAGAGUUAAAAGAGUACGUCAAGUCCAAUCUGGCAGGCCACAAGCAGCUCCGGGGUGGAGUUGUAUUCAUAGACGAGAUACCCAAAAGUGCAUCAGGAAAGAUCCUAAGAAGGAUACUGCGGGACCAAGCAAGAAGCUCGGCGGGAAGAGAGGCCAAGUUAUAG
Molecule: messenger RNA, 1665 nt
Organism: Aspergillus nidulans FGSC A4
Lineage: Eukaryota; Fungi; Ascomycota; Eurotiomycetes; Eurotiales; Aspergillaceae
Product: acyl--CoA ligase
Exons: 3
Coding region: 1-1665 (554 amino acids)
Source: RefSeq, a predicted model, not a curated record